GGCUGUAGGAGGAGGAGGGGGCUGUAGGAGGAGGAAGGGGCUAUAGGAGGAGGAGGAAGGGGCUGUAGGAGGAGAAGGAAGGGGCUGUAGGAGGGGGAGGAAGGGGCUGUAGGAGGAGGAGAAAGGGGCUGUAGGAGGAGGAAGGGGUGCAAGAGGAAGGGCAGAGGGGUCUCUAGCCUGAGCAGGGAGGCCUUGGAGGCUAGGUUGCUGGACAUAGGUUGCUGGCUGGCCUCCGUCCUCCCUCAGCCUAUGCCAGCACCAGGCCCAGGCGCUGGGGGAGGUGUCCCUCACAUAGCUGCAGGCUCCUCAAAUGCCAUCUAUUUGUGGCCCGGACUCUGGGGCAGCAGGAGGCGCAUGUGACCGAUAGUAUGUGGUAUUUUUGGCAGUGGGGGUGGGGCCUUCAUGGCUGUACCAUGUCGCCUGGAACAGGCUGAGCUCAAGGCCCCUCCAAGCCCCUCCCAGCUGUGGGGUCCCAGGUGGGACACAGUUGGUCCUCGUGCCCGUCCUAUGGGGUCCCCCAUGUGGGAAGCCUCCGUAGGCACCUCUCCAGGUGCUGGCUAGGGGGGUGAAAGUGGGUCAGGAAGCCACAGCCCUGGUCUUGAACUAUCUCGUCUCAGGAUUGUCCCAGCCAGAGUGACCACCCAGCUGGGGUCUGGUGGUGGUGGCCCCAGGGAGUCAAGACGCUGGAGGCCUUGGGCUCAAUGAGAUGAGCAGAGGAGGGGCCAGGCAGCAGUCAGGCCUGAGUAGGGGCACAGACCCUAGGGAUAGCCCUGAGGGGUGCGGGGGGUCAGGACAUGCUCCUGCAUCCAGUGACCUCGGCCAGGCAUGCGUAGGGCCACAGCCAGGUGUCCCUGCCGAGCCCUGGACUGGAUCUGGCAACCCCAGCGUGACCUUGGUGAGCUGAGAGGAAGCCCGGCUUGGGGCCACCUUGGCUCAGCCUGCCCCACUAAAGCUAGUGGAAGGUCACUGAGGGCUGGUCACCUGCUAGACACUGUGGCCGCCUCCCUGGCCAGUUGCCUUCUGGGGCAUGCUGGGAUAGGCCAGGGCUGGCUGACCCUCGGGGCCCUUGAACAGACAGAGACUCCUUGGAGGAUAAGGACCGGGGAGGACGAGCCUCCGAUACGUGCAAAGACGUGCAGGAACCGUGGGGUGAGGGUGUCCAGCAUGAGGGGCCUCGCUGUUCUAAAGCCUUGUCUAACGUCGGGAACGUCAUCUGGUCUCUAUACAAUCACUGCAGGCUCCACUUGGAAACAGGCAGAGUGGGAAUGGAAGAUUUUCUAACUCGGAGGAAAUAAUCAAAAAGGUUUGGAAGAAACACCCUGUUUCCGCGGGAAUAUCCUGUUCUGUUUUCUUUCAGGGCGGGGAUGGAGCACAGGUCCCCGGGCUAGGGGCCUGGGGGGCAGCCACCAGAGCCCAUGGGAAGGAGGUCCCCGGUCUACCACCUCCUCUGGUGCCGCACUGACUCAACAUGGAAAACUUUCAGUACAGCGUCCAGCUGAGUGAUCAGGACUGGGCUGAGUUCUCAGCCACUGCUGAUGAGUGUGGCCUCCUACAGGCCGACCUGGCAUCUGGGGAUGAGCCCUUGUCCAGUGACAUUGACCAAGGGGACAGCAGUGGCAGCAGUCCCCCCAGGCCCCCACCCCUCCUCACUGGGCAGCAGAUUCUGGGGGGGAGGGGCCGGUGGGGCUACGAGGAAGAAGAUGUGGACACCCAGCAGCUGGUCAGCAGGUGUAAACCCAUCCUGGCUCUUGGUGCUUGUCAGCAGACGCCCGGCACGUCCACAUUGUCAGGAGUCCAGCAGCCCCUCAGCUCUGGCGUUGGCCCUCACUCUGCGUCCCUCCUGAGGCCAGUGAUUUCAGGAGGCGAGAUGCAGAGGCUUCUGCAGGGCUCAGCUGUCCGUGGCCCUACCCCUGGGCCCCCUGGUGAGCCCCCUCGGAGCCCUGAGCCCCCUCAGAGGUCCCCCAGCAGCCCUGGGGCCCCACUGCGGAGCCCCAGCAGGAAGAAGAGGCGUGCUACAGGCACGAAGGGGGGUGGGCGCCCAGGAGUCCCAGCCCAGCCCGACUCCCCGCCCCGCCCCCAAGCCAGGCCCCCACUCAUUGCUGCAGAGCCGGCCACAGGCACCAGGCAGGGGCCGGACUUCGUGCAGGCUUCUGGGGCUGGGGCUGGCACCCUGACUCCAGCUCCCCGGCGAGAGCUGGGUGUGGGGCUGCCCAUACCUGCCCUUGUGAAUGAGUCAGGUGCAGACCAGGUCAGAAUAAUCCCCAGAGCUGAACUGCACCCCAUUUGCACCGCUGACUCUGAGCCACCCCGCAACGAGGCUCCGGCUACCUCUGACUCCCAGCUUUCACCUGACGGGGCACAGUCUACACCUGACUCCAAGCUAGCCCCUGAUGGGGUUCUGUCUACAGCUGACUCCGAGACAUCCCCCGAUGGGGAUCCAUCUACACCCAACUCCCAGCCGCCACUCCAUGGGGCUCCAUCUGCACCUGACUCUGAGCCAUCCUCCCACGGGAUUCCACCUACGCACAACUCCCAGCCUCUACCCCACAGGGCUCUAUCUACACCUGACUCGGAGCCACCCUCAGAUGGGUCUCUGCCUACACCUGACUCUGAGCCUCCACUCGGUGGGGCUCUGUCUACACCUGUCUCUCAGCCUCCAUCAGACGGGACUCUGUCUGCACCCACCUCCAACCCUAGGGUGGGUGUAGAUCUGCCUAUGGUGGUCCCAGAGGUCAAGCCACAUGUGGACCCAUCUACACCUGUUGCAGUGGCUACCCCACGUUCAGCUCUGCUUCACCCCGCUCCCCAGGACAUGUGCAUGCCUGCCCACAGAGUGAUCACAGCUGCCCCCUCCUGGUCCUCUAUCCCUGAGGCCCUGCCUGGUGUAGGGGAGCCUGCGCCUGCGGCCAGGCUGGAUGUGAGCCUUGCUAUGUCUCCACAAGGACCCGAGCCCUCAGCAGAUACCGCUGGACACCUCUCAGCAGAGCCCCCCGCAGGCCCCACCCAGGUUCCCAAGAGGAAGAAAGUGCGAUUCUCCAUGGCUGCGGCCAGCCCUGAGGAGCCAGGAGUGGGAGUGGCCUCGGGCCCACCUUCACCAACCAGGAUGGAAGCGGGGGCCCAGGUGGCUCCAGGGGCCUGGGGGGCCCGGGUAGCUCCAGGGGCCUGGGACGCAGUGGCAGUUAGGCCCCGGCCCCCACAGCCUCGGAUCCUGAAGCACUUGCCUCCCCCUGCCCCCUCUGCCUCGGGGGGCCCGAGGUCCGGAAGAUUUUCCCUGACCCUCCCCGAGGCCUAUGAGUUUUUGUUUUGUGACACCAUCGAGGAGGAGGAGGAGGAUGCUGAGGAGGGGGCAGCUGGGCAGGCCCCAGAAGACAUGCAGUGGCCAGACGUCUGCGAGUUCUUCUUCCAGGACUGCAGGGCCCAGAGGCGGAGGCCCCAUGGGGGCUGUACCCCAGCCUCCUGCCUGCCAGCCAAGCCUGCGCCAGCCCCUCCACCUGAAGACCCUGCACACAUCUCUGUCCCCGAGGUAUAUGAGCACUUCUUUGAGGAGGAAAGGAAGGACCGAGUGCUGGAGCUGGCUCCCCCACCCGAACCCAGUGUGGCCACCAUCACGAAGGAGCUUGGCCUGGCGGGCAGGCAGCCAGGUGCCAGGACAGAUGUGCAGAGGACAGACGUGACUCAGGACAGGUAUAUUAAGGACAGACGUGUCAGGGAUAGGCAUGCUGUGGAUGGCCAUGUCCAGGGCAAGUGCGCCUCUGAGCAGAGCAGCUGGAGCAGAUAUGUGCCUCUUUUCCUAGGGGAGCCUUGGAGUUCCCUCCCCGUGUUCUCCUUCAGCCAGAGUGAUAUGUGCUUGGUGUUUGUGGCCUUUGCCACCUGGGCUGUGAGGACAUCAGACCUACACACCCCAGAUGCCUGGAAAACAGUCUUGCUGGCCAACAUUGGCACGAUUUCUGCCAUCCGGUACUUCCGCCGGCAGGUGAGCCGGGGGCGCCCCAGUCCCAGCCGCAGCCCCAGUCCCAGCCCCAGCCGCAGCCCCAGCCCUAGCCACAGCCACAGCCACAGCCACAGCCAUAGCUCUUAGGAGUCAGGCCCUGCCCAGGAAGACAGCAGGACCAGGAACCGGCCACAGGUGCCAGAACGACGUUGCUACCCUUUGGACCUUGGAUCCCGUCUCUCACAUGGUUAGGGCGUCUAGGCAGAAGCCAGCGUCCUGGUCCUGGCCCCCGCCCCCGACUCCACCAGAGGGGCCAGCCAGUGACCAAGGCUGAGGCCCCCCUCCACCCACCUGGGAGAUGCAGUUCUGGAACGCUGGGCUCAGGCGGAGCAAGGGGCUGGGUGGGAGAGUGGCCAGCUGAUUCAGCAAGUGAAAUGCAGUGUGCCCAGUGGAACAUGUACUUAUACCAGAAAGUGACCUGUUGCUUAGCUGUAGGCCACCUGGCAACCCCGAGUCAGGGGACAGGCAGGAUGGGGUGAGAGCAGCAUUGAGGACCCAGUGGGAGGUCUGGUGAAGAAGGAAGGUGGGAGGCUGGGGCCACAAGGCCGGGGGUCCCGGGAUUCCCUGCUCUGCUUCUAGGUAGGGGGCUUGUCAAGGGCAUCUGAGGCCACUCUGAGCCCCAAGGGCUGUGGCCAAGGCAGCGUCCAAGAGGCUGAGACACGGAGCAG
Loxodonta africana (African savanna elephant) is the source of this 4659-nucleotide messenger RNA. RefSeq names its product PPARGC1 and ESRR induced regulator, muscle 1 (gene PERM1). Gene Ontology annotation, cellular component: cytoplasm; nucleus. The transcript is spliced from 3 exons. The coding region runs from base 1469 to 4078 and encodes 869 amino acids. The record is from RefSeq and is a predicted model, not a curated record. Lineage: Eukaryota; Metazoa; Chordata; Mammalia; Proboscidea; Elephantidae. Gene Ontology annotation, biological process: regulation of DNA-templated transcription; response to muscle activity.